CUAAUUUUGGGAGUAGGUUUGUUUCACUUUGGAAGUUCAGUAUGUAUCUGAGUGGACUCCUGCUGCUCUUUCUGCUUCCUGAUUGGACAGAAAGUGCUGGUGUUGAGACUGUGGACAUCACUACUCUAGCCCGUAUUAUUGAUUUCUUCGAGCAAAACUAUAAGAGAGUCGAUGGAGAUCAACAUCCUCGUCAGUAUGCUACAGCUAUCAACGUGCCAAAGCAUCAGUGUCAGCAGAACUUCAUUCCUUCACAGAACAACUUCCUGACUCAAGAGGAUGCGGUGAACGUGAGAAAUGCUCUUAAUGAUGAAACAAAGGCACUUUACCAAGGUGCAGAACUCAUCGCUGCAGGAACCAAAAAGGUUGUGAUUAAAAAGAAGAAUUACAACAUUCAUUCAGAGUCUCUUCUGCUGAAUCCUGCUGACAACUCAGCCAUGAUCAAACUAUUAAAUAAAAGAAAAGACGGCUGCUCUGUUUUCUACACAUUUGAAUCUCCCUGUGUUGACUCGUGUCUGAAUGCGUCAAGGGACCACAACAUUUUAAAGGGCCUGGAGAACUGGAAAAAACACAGAGGAAUUAAAGCUUUUGUUUUCAAGAAUAUCUGGAAGCGUGACCUUGAAAAAAAUCUUUCGACUAUAUUUAAGCAGAUCGUUGCUCAUGUUCCUCUCUACCGCUGUGUGAGUGAGAAUCAGUGUUUUUCUUGUAAAGGUGAAGGAAACACCCCCAUAGACGCACACUGUCUGCCUCCAAAAAAGAUCAGAGAUGAACUGUAA
Molecule: messenger RNA, 773 nt
Organism: Carassius auratus (goldfish)
Lineage: Eukaryota; Metazoa; Chordata; Actinopteri; Cypriniformes; Cyprinidae
Exons: 3
Coding region: 42-773 (243 amino acids)
Source: RefSeq, a predicted model, not a curated record